Trichosurus vulpecula (common brushtail) is the source of this 3286-nucleotide messenger RNA. Its product is annotated as stonustoxin subunit alpha-like. Gene Ontology annotation, molecular function: GTP binding; protein binding. Lineage: Eukaryota; Metazoa; Chordata; Mammalia; Diprotodontia; Phalangeridae. The transcript is spliced from 4 exons. The record is from RefSeq and is a predicted model, not a curated record. The coding region runs from base 311 to 3244 and encodes 977 amino acids.
CCUAGGCAACUCAUUUAACUUUUUUGGGCCUUGGUUUCUUCAUUGGUGAAAUGAUCCCUAAGGUUCCCUUCCUGCUAUAAAUCUGUGACCCUGUGUGCAGCAGAACCAAGAAGUUGGAAAAUUCACUAGUGAGUUUUGUUGAAGUGAGAAGCUUCUCUCAGCAUUUGCCAGGAUAAAACUGAAGAAGACAACUGGGUCAGGGUGACGGCUGCUGCAAUCCCGUCCAUUUCUGUAGGUCUUUCUCCCUCUCCCCACUUGGAGGGGACUUGUUUCUCUGAAGAUAAAGUUAGGGGAAAGAACAUCAGACACAAUGGCCUUGGAGAUGACAAUGCAGAUCCCAGCUCUUGGUUGUCCCUUGCAUCUGGGGACACUCUAUGACUGCCGCACAGAUACCUUUAUCCCUGGCAUCACUUUGUGGGACAGGGAGACCCUGGAGAGAGAUGUAAUCACAGAAGAUCAAUACAAGACUGACUUUCACGUCAUCACCUCUGACUCUAUUGAUGAAAAGACUAAAGCCAUGAAUAUCCAUGCAGAGCUGAAAUUAAGUAUCCUGGCGGGGCUGGUUGAAGUAGGAGGCUCUGCCAAGUAUUUAAAUGACACCAAGACAUCCCAACAGAAAGCUCGGGUCGCUCUCAAGUACAGUGUGACUACACAGUAUUCCCACCUCACGAUGAACCACCUGGGAUAUCAUAAUAUCACUUACCCUGAUGUGUUUGAUAAUGGAACAGCCACCCACGUGGUCACUGCAGUGCUCUAUGGGGCCCAGGCUUUCUUUGUGUUUGAUCAGGAAGUUUCCACCAGUGGAAAUGUUAAGAAUAAAGGAGGAGGAUUGAAGGCUGCAGUAGAGAAGAUUCCCCAAGUAUUGGGAAAAGUAGGGGGAGAGAUAAAAAUGGAGGACAGUGAGAAAGAAUCAAUCAAGGAAUUUAGGUGUAAAUUUUAUGGGGAUUUUGUCCUUGAGACCAAUCCGGUGACUUAUGAAGAUGCAAUAGAAGUCUAUGCCUCCCUUCCUAAGCUGCUUAGGGGCCGUGGGGUGCCCCUCCAAGUCUGGCUGUACCCCCUGGAGAAGCUGAGCUCCAAGGCUGCCAGGCUGGCUCGAAGUAUCAGCAAUAGCUUGGUGUGGGAUGCCCAGAACACUCUGGAGAAGUUAUCUGAGUGUGACAAGAAGUGUAAUGACAUGCUGGAGGCACCAGGACUCUCAGUCUUUUCUACAAUCAAGGAAAAGGUCAAGUUAUUCCAAGAGCUAAAUAGGCAGCACAGACAGCUCUUACAGAAGGAAAUGGCCAAGGCUUUACCCCUGAUCCGAGCAGGCAGAGCAGAGGAAGAUGAGCUAACCAGGAUUUUAAUCAGGGAAAGCCAGUCCCCAUUCAGCACUAGGAGGCUCUCAGAGUUUCUGGAUCAGAAGCUGCAGGAGAUGAAGGUGGUCAAUUCCUACCUCACCAUUCUGAAGGAGGUGCUGGUCAUAACUGACCAGAACGAGGUAGACAAUGUGGUACUAGGCUUUACCCACAGAUUUGUCCUGGUGUUUGCAUUCACCUCCUUGCAGGAGGAACCCUACUUAGCAGAUUGGAAACAGUGGCUACGGAAUCCAGAAUCAUUCAGUCCUGACUGUGAGCAAAAGAUAUAUUCCUCCUGGGUCAAGGACACAGAGACAAGAAGAAAAGCAAUACAAUUGGCAGAAUCCUUUUCAACAUUUGCCAAGGCCAAUCAUUCCACUAAGAAGACCCAAUUCAUUGUGGCAUCUGUCCCAGACCAGGAGAACAAGGGGGUCUCCAUCUACCUCUAUGAAAAGGGACUGCUGGUCAGUACCAACUUUGAGCUACCAGUCAAACCUCCCCCUCCCCAGAUUGGCGAGGUUACACAUGACUGUGUAGAACUCACACUGAUCCCAGCAUCUGGGAAGAAAGAGAGGAUCAUUGGCUAUCAGAUAGAGUACCAGGUUGUAAGGGAAGAGGACUGGACCACCAUCCCUGUGUCUGGAAAGCCAGAGGUAUACAAAGUGAGUGGCCUUGAGCCUGGCACAGAGUAUUUAUUCAGGUUUGCUGAGGUGUGGGAGCUAGGGCUCAGUGAGAGCAGUGAUGUCAGCCCCGCUGUGAGGACACUUCCCCCAAGCUGCCCUCCUGGGAAGCCAGAAGCUGUUGUGGUGGGACCACAUUCUGUGACCUUGUGCUGGCAGGGUCCAAGUGUUGUUGGAGCAGGAGUCAAGAUUACGGACUACAGAAUAGAGUACAGAGAGGAGACUGAGGCUGUUGAGGAGGAAGGAGAAUGGCAUGAACACAGCACAGGAAAUAACGAGAUGUACUGUGACAUUGAUGGACUGACACCCCAGACUGUGUACAGGUUCCGAGUUUCUGCUGUGUAUGAUGGUGGCUGGACCAGUGAGAGCAGUGACAAGAGUGGCCCAGUGAGGACCCUCCCUACCACAGAGGAAGCUACAAUCUCUGGAGGGCCUGAACCUGGCAUUUACUCUGAAGACAUAAGAAUUGUCCUUUUGGGGAAGACUGGGUCUGGAAAAAGUGCCACAGGAAACACUAUCCUUGGCUGGAAUGCAUUUAGAUCUGAAUUAUCCCCAGUUUCAGUAACCAAGACAUGCAAAAAAGCAAGCAGCAUGAGGAAUAACAGGAUAUUUUCAGUGGUUGACUCACCUGGCAUUUUUGAUACAGACAACAGCGUGGAAGAAACUAUAGAAGAACUUGCCAAGUGUCUGGCGAUCUCCUCUCCAGGGCCUCAUGUGUUUGUUCUUGUAAUAUCUUUAGGUUGCUUCACUAAAAUAGAGAAGGAUACCAUUCAACUCAUUCAAAAACUUUUUGGAAACGAUGCACUGAAACACACUGUCUUAUUAUUCACUAAAAGUGAGGGACUAAAAGGGCAGAGCAUUGAUGAUUUCGUAAAGAAAUGUAAGGAUCAGGACUUUGUGAACCUGGUAGAAAGAUGUGGGGGACGGUACUGUGCUUUCAACAAUGAUGCAACAGGAAAAGAGAAGGAAGUCCAGGUCAGGGAGUUCACAACAAUGGUCAACCAGAUGAUGAAGAACAAUAGAGACUCCCACUACAGCAAUAAGAUCUACGGUCAGGUUGAAAAAUUAAUCCAAGAAGAAAUACAGAAAAGCAAAGAUGAGGAGAAUUUCUUUAAAAGGCUGAUUCAGCGAAUUCUUGAUGUUCUCAGAUGGCUUUGGGAAGAAAUUUGUGCUUUUAUCCAGAAGCAUCGAUAUCAAAUUUGUAAUGCUACUAAAACUCUUAGUUCUUAGGAUACUAGUUUUUACCAGUGAUAAAAAUACUGAAUAAUAAAU